CCUUCAUUUUACAGAGAAAGAAACCCAUGGAAAGUGGAGAAACGUGGAAAGGUGACAAAGAUAAAUGGGAUUAAUAGAUGAGCCGCAGAUGUAUCUGUAGAGCGAAGACUACACCCAGAGAUAACCAGUCUUGUGGCUUUGGAGGUAGGAGGAGACGGUAGGGCAGUUGGCGGAGGCUGCGAGGAAGCACGGCAGCGGGUACUGCGUCAACAGUGAGAACCGCAGAUUAGAGGCCCAGAGCCCUGCCUGAGCGCUGCAGUUUCAAGGAGGGGACUUCCGUAUACGAUGCCGGAAGCCGGGCAGGGCUGAUUAUGGAGCGGAGCAGGGAGCAUCUGGUCCUCUACGAUCACCACCUGGGCAGCGUCAACGAGACGGCAUCAGAGCUGCCAGGGAGGGAGCCGCGCGGAGGGAGAGUCCAGGAUAAGGUGAAGGUGGAAGGCAUUGUCUCUGCUCUCCUGUCAGCUGUCACUUUUUACAGCCAUCAACAUACCUGAUGGAUUUCCUCCUUAUGGGAGCCGGGGCUGGAGGAAAGGUGUUGGGGACUGCUGAGGGCUGAACCGAGACAUUGCAACCUACGCAUCCCCCUGCUGACUCUGUACCUGGCCACCUCCUGGAGUCCAGGGGCUGCCAUCUUCUCUUGAAUAAUGGUCACCACACAGGGCUGGCAUGAAGUGAAGAUAGCAGCUUUCAACCUUGCCACCAUGGCUUCCAUCUGGCCAAAGAAGUUAAGCCUGAAGUGAAUUCUCCCAGCAAUCAGAUUCCCGGCCGUCGGUUGCACGCGCUAAUCCGGGCCAUCCUCAUCUCACAGUGGGGAGCGCUGGAAACGGCUCCAGGGGCUUGGCCCGCUAAGCAGCAUCCUCCGACAGUGGAACACUCAAUGUCGGAACGUUCCGAAGAUGACGUCGGAGCGUUCUCGAAUCCCGUGUCUCUCGGCUGCUGCUGCCGAAGGAACAGGGAAAAAGCAACAAGAAGGAAGAGCAAUGGCGACACUGGAUCGCAAAGUGCCCAGUCCGGAGGCGUUUCUGGGCAAACCCUGGUCCUCCUGGAUCGACGCCGCCAAAUUACACUGCUCCGACAAUGUAGAUUUAGAAGAGGCUGGAAAAGAGGGUGGAAAAAGCAGGGAGGUUAUGAGGCUUAAUAAAGAAGAUAUGCACUUGUUUGGCCACUACCCAGCACACGACGACUUCUACCUCGUGGUGUGCAGUGCCUGUAACCAGGUCGUCAAGCCGCAGGUCUUCCAGUCCCACUGCGAGAGAAGACACGGUUCAAUGUGUAGACCUUCUCCCUCUCCGGCGUCUCCACCCUCCAAUGCCCGGACAUCACUAGUACAGGUGAAAACGAAAGCCUGUCUCAGCGGCCAUACCUCUGCCAGCAGCUCCUCAAAGCCAUUCAAAACGCCCAAAGACAAUCUCCUAAGCUCCAACAGCAAGCAGCACACAAUCUUUUCAGCGAAGGGAUCAAGGGACAAAGCAUGUGUUCCGGUUCCCGUAGUCAGUUUAGAGAAAAUUCCUAACCUAGUGAAGGCAGAUGGUGCCAAUGUCAAAAUGAACUCUGCAACCACUACUGCGGUCACUUUCUGCUCCACCUCAUCCUCUGCCGUCUCCACCCCACCUGUCAUUAAGCCGGUCUUGAUGUCCAAGUCAGUGCCACCUUCCCCAGAGAAGAUCUUAAAUGGCAAAGGAAUUUUGUCUGCCACCAUAGACAAGAAACACCAAAAUGGCACCAAAAACAACAACAAGCCUUACAGGAGACUUUCAGAGAGAGAAUUUGACCCAAAUAAACACUGUGGAGUAUUGGAUCCCGAGACAAAGAAACCUUGCACAAGAUCCCUCACCUGCAAGACUCACUCCCUAAGCCAUCGGAGGGCAGUCCCAGGCCGGAAAAAGCAAUUUGACCUCCUUCUGGCGGAACACAAAGCCAAGUCCCGGGAAAAAGAAGUUAAAGAUAAAGAGCAUCUCCUGACUUCGGCAAGGGAAGUACUUCCAAACCCAUCCGGGCCAGCGCAGGACUCGCUGCCGGGAUCUUCAGGGAGCUUGGGCCCAGAACCUAAAGUCGCGUCCCCUGCAAAAUCCAGGCCACCUAACUCUGUGCUUCCUAGACCAUCAUCUGCAAAUAGCAUAAGCAGCAGUACAUCUUCAAAUCACAGUGGCUACACUCCGGAACCCCCUCUACCCCCAGUUGGAGGUGACCUCGCCAGCCGACUGUCAAGUGAUGAAGGGGAGAUGGACGGAGCCGACGAAUCCGAGAAGUUAUUAGACUGUCAUUUCUCCACCCACCACCCCAGACCUCUUGCGUUUUGCUCAUUUGGGAGUCGCCUCAUGGGCCGCGGGUACUAUGUGUUUGAUAGAAGAUGGGACCGUUUUCGAUUCGCACUAAACUCCAUGGUAGAAAAACACUUGAAUUCACAGAUGUGGAAGCACAGAAACCCGAGCCACAGGGCAUCAGGUCCCUCCCCCCUUUUCAGGACUUGUCUAACCAAUCUGCUGUCACUGAGCAACAUUGGGGCUGCCUGGGUGUCAACUCUGGAGAGCGUAGCACCCCGCUGCCCUCUCAACCUCACUGCCCAAACCCCAGGCCCCGACGGGCCCGAACCUGGAGGGAUGGCAGCCGAUGGGGGCGUGGAAGACAUUAGGAAGAAAAGGAACGGCCAAGACUCUUUUUUCUUUAACAAGCAUUUAACUCUGCAUCAGGAGACGCCAACACAGUAUUCUCUUUCAGCCAGGAAGAUCCCUCCUGCGGCAGAUAGCCCCAUGCCCUCGCCAGCAGCCCACAUCACCACCCCUGUUCCAGCAUCCGUUUUACAGCCUUUCAGCAACCCCAGUGCUGUGUAUCUUCCUUCAGCUCCCAUCAGCUCGAGACUCACCUCUUCUUACAUAAUGACAUCAGCCAUGCUCUCCAAUGCAGCUUUUGUGACAUCGCCGGACCCGAGCGCCCUCAUGUCACACACCACAGCUUUCCCUCAUGUGGCCGCAACCCUCAGCAUCAUGGACUCAACAUUCAAGGCCCCAUCUGCCGUGUCCCCGAUACCAGCUGUCAUCCCUUCCCCAUCCCACAAGCCAUCCAAAACCAAAACCAGCAAAUCCUCAAAAGUCAAAGACCUGUCCGCCCGUAGUGACGAGUCUCCAAGUAACAAAAAGAGGAAGCCGCCGUCUUCGACUUCCGCCUCUCCCUCCGUAUCCCUGCAGACAUCCCUCUCCCCAUUAUCAGGGCCCCACAAAAAGAACUGUGUUUUGAAUGCCAGUUCAGCUUUGAACUCCUAUCAGGCAGCCCCUCCCUAUAACAGUCUGUCUGUGCACAACUCAAACAACGGGGUGAGCCCACUCAGUGCCAAACUGGAGCCCUCAGGACGGACCUCGCUGCCCGGCGGCCCUACAGACUUAGUGAGACACAUGGGCUCGGGGGGCGGCAGCAGUGACUCCUGUCCCCUCUCUGUGCCCUCCCUUGCAGGGGACCUCUCUCUGGCCUCACACAAUGCCGUGUCUUCUCUGCCCCUCUCUUUUGACAAAUCAGAAGGAAAAAAGCGUAAGAACUCAAGUUCUAGUAGCAAAGCCUGUAAAAUCACUAAAAUGCCUGGAAUGAAUAGCGUUCACAGAAAGAACCCACCCAGCCUUCUUGCACCGGUGCCCGAUCCCGUUAACAGCACCUCCUCUCGGCAGGUUGGGAAAAAUAGCAGCCUAGCUUUGUCACAAUCCAGUCCUUCAAGCAUAUCCAGCCCAGGACACAGCCGACAGAAGACCACAAACAGAACGGGCAGGAUAAGGACUCUUCCAUAACAAGACUAUGAAGCCACUUCCAAACCAAUGCCUGGCCACGGGACCUCACCCCAGGAGGCCAAGGCCAGGGGAGGGAGGGGAGUGGGCAGUGGGGAAGAGUCUGUUUCCUGUGCCCUGCCUGUGGCUCUGGCCUUUCUUCUUCUUUUUUUAAUUGAUCAAUUUUUAGUUUUGAGGAAAAAGAAAAAGGCAAAAAGAACGUGAAUUUGAGAUUUACAGAAAACAAUACCAGUGUUUUGUUUCCGUUCUUUAACUUGCCACGUGUAUACCUUCUUCCAAGUUUGGGGUCCCUCCUCUAGCUUCUGAUGCUGCUACUGCAUCAUUUUGCUCCGGCCACAAGAGCAGACAUUGUAGAAUGUCCGUUCCUGGUUGGCAUCGUCUGGAACUCUUGAACUUGAGCAUGUGCAGUGCUCCUUUCCUUGCCCUCUCCCAUCCUUCCCUUCUGUCCCCUCCUACCUGCCACUCUCUGGGUCCCCACUGACCAUCAGAGGUACGGGCUCUCAAAAGCUCCCUCUAGACAGCGUGCUGCAUCGGGGGGCGGUUACUGGGGAGCAGCCCAUGUUUGGGGAGCAGAGAGCUGGAGGGUGGGCGAGUGCCCUCAUCAAGUUUCUAGGACGCACCAGCACAGAGGAGGGAGAUGCAAAGUUGAGAACAGCAGCCAUUUAAUGAUGGGGCUUACUCAGUACCACUGUCCAGCUGUGCAGCUCGGAGAAGAUGUCCUGGGUUAGGGACAGGAGCAGGAAUGGACCCGGGAGGUGGCAGGAAGAAGGGCCUGGGGGUAGGAGAAGAUAUCCUCAAAAGAUGGUGGGAACUGGGUGACUGAUCAUCUGAGCGUGUUAGGAAUCCGUGCUGCAAAAUCCCUUCCAGGGCACCAUGUACAAGGGCGCAAAGCUGGGCGAGUCACAGGGGGAGGAAUCCCAGGGAAAAGGGCACAAGACCUCAGGAAGCCACUCAGGAAGAGGCACAGUGCCCACCGCUGUGGAAGGUCUCAAGCUGCCCUCCGGGGCGCUGCCAGAGGAGAAAAAGCAGAACCGGAAGGAAAGGCCUGAGGGAAAGCUGCCAUGGAGGGUUAAUUGCCAAACAGCUGGUGAUUGGUGAGAAUAAUUACUAGCAUUGCCCAGCCACCUCCAUGCCCUGGGCCAGAGGGCCCCGUGGACUCAGCACACCCAUAGAUCAGCUCAUGCUAGGUUGUCGGAGGCCACCACUCCGAUACAGCCAACCCAGGAAGGAGUGGUAAGACCACUGCUUAUGGAGAAGAGCCAUUUGGAAGAUCCGGAAGGGAGAAGCUGGAGGCCUGCAGCUAUAAAACUGUUCACACUGGAGUUUUGAAAGAAACCAAUACCAUAAGCUCUAAUUGGGAAUCAUAGUCAAGAAAGGAAUUCACCAUAUAAAAUAAGUGUUCUGUGCUAUGAAUCAUGUAACUUUGUAUACAGUGUAAUGGCAGAGAUACCAGGAGGUUUUGCUUCAUCCCUAAGUCAGAAAUGAAUGCCAGUUUUGCAGCUGGACAUAAACCCUCAUCCCCACCCUGAAGUUUUCCUUUUCUUUCCCAUUCCCCCCAAACCCAAGGAUCAGACUACUGUUAAAUUUCACCGUAUGAUUGGAUUUUGCGAAGACGGGAGGCAAACGGAGUGAUUUGCAUCAAUGGAAUUGCACUGACAGUGUUUCUUAAUAGGAUUACUAAAAUUUUUAAUAUAAAAUGAAGAUUUUUUUAAAAAUCAGGAGUUGAUAUUAGGUACUAGGACAUUAGUUCGGAUGAUUUCAUUUUUAUUUCUACAGUGUUAAAAGUGCACUUAUAUGCUGGUUUAUUUCCAUCUUGGGAAAAAGAGACUGCAAAUUGAAGGGAAGAUUGUUACUUUUUCUUUUUUUUAAAAAAAAAGGUUAAGGCAGAUUUUAAGACUUAUAAAUGUUUAAGAAAUUAUAAACAAGGUUAGACCCUUCGAAAAAAAGUUUAGAAGAUAUUCUUAAAGUAAAUUUUUAUAGUGUUAAUUUUGUAAUAAUUUAUGUUUUACUAUAUUACAGAGCUAACUGACCAGAAUAGUUUCAGAAACAAUAUGAAACUUAGGAAAGUUGAAGCAACGUUUAUAUUUUUAAAAUGUUCUUUGAAUUAUGUUUUUAUUGUACAUUUCUUCAGACUGAAAAGUAUGUACAUAUCUUUGUUAUUUUUGCACAAUUUUCGUCUCGUUCGGUUUUAGAAGUCUGGUUUUUUUUUAUAAUUUAUUUUGAGUUGUAAUACUUGCAGGAGUAAAAACAAAAAAAAAUCUCAGCAACAAAAUAACCCUCUGAUUUAUAAACUCUUACACUCAAAGAAGGAAAACAAAAGUUGAGAGAUUAAGUGGCUGCUUCUGAGAAAUAAUGUCUCAACAGGGACUAAAGGAGCAAUUCAAUGGAUUUUAAACGUUUUAGCUCUCUACAUCUUGAAUUGCAAGCUGGAAUAAAGAGGCUCCCCACCGAAUGCUGCUUACUUGGUGAAAGACUGGCUCUGACCAAGGUGAGGACAUUUCUGGAAAACUGAGCAAAAAGGGAAAACCCACGGUGUUUCUUCCUUCACAGUCAACUACAGGUUUACUUUAUAAUGAUGUAUUCAGAACUCACAGCUUGAAAAACGGAAUGCAAAUAAAAGGUUUUCUUUCGGUUUGUUUGAA
Molecule: messenger RNA, 6412 nt
Organism: Orcinus orca (killer whale)
Lineage: Eukaryota; Metazoa; Chordata; Mammalia; Artiodactyla; Delphinidae
Gene: ATXN7L1
Product: ataxin 7 like 1
Exons: 18
Coding region: 897-3773 (958 amino acids)
Source: RefSeq, a predicted model, not a curated record